Molecule: messenger RNA, 1591 nt
Organism: Mytilus trossulus (common blue mussel)
Lineage: Eukaryota; Metazoa; Mollusca; Bivalvia; Mytilida; Mytilidae
Product: monocarboxylate transporter 13-like
Exons: 6
Coding region: 67-1395 (442 amino acids)
Biological process (GO): transmembrane transport
Cellular component (GO): membrane
Molecular function (GO): monocarboxylic acid transmembrane transporter activity
Source: RefSeq, a predicted model, not a curated record
UUAUAUACUAGUACAUGUAUACAUAUAAAGUGUAUUGAAUGUUUUCCUCCCGGUUUCAGUGAUAUAAUGGUGUUUAAAAAAUCUUUGAAACUUAGUUCAAAAAAUAACGACAAGGAAAAAAGUGACAAUAUUGUAAAACAUCAGAUCAAACCCGAUGGAGGUUGGGGAUGGAUUGUGACAUGUGCUAUGUGCCUUUGUUUAUGUUUAUCUACAGCAUUAAGAUCUAGCAUGGGGAUAUUAUAUACGCAUAUGAUAGACGAGUUCGGAUUUGAUUUGACCAUGUUAAGUCUUAUUGGCUCAAUUAAUGGUGCUAUAUCUUAUACUGGAGCUUUCUUCACAGUAUCCCUCAUAGACAGAUUUGGUAUCAGACGAGUCCUCUGUGUUGGUGGAUUGAUACAGUUUACUGGAUGUUUAAUUGCAGCUUUUGCUUCCUCUUUUGUCCUAUUACUUAUAUCUAUAUCCAUUAUAUCGGGACUGGGAAAUGCAUUAACAUAUGUUACUGGCGUAGUAGCUAUUGAUGCUUACUUUGACAAAAAGAAAACUAUAGCUGUUUCACUUGCCACCACUGGUAUUUCCCUGAGUCGAAUUAUAUUCCCAUCAACGAUUGAGUUCCUACUUUCAAAAUAUGGAUUCAGCGAUGCAAUGAUGAUAUUUUCCGCUAUUCUGUUAAACCUUGUUGUAUGCGGAGCAGUCGUUUUCCCUCAAAGAUUCGUCAGUCUAAAAGAUGUUACAUCAAAAACAGAGAAGCUACAAAAGGACAUGGCGUUCUGUAAAAGCCCGGGUUUUAUAUUAUAUGUACUUGCAAGUUUUUUAUAUUGCCUUGGUGUUUUACUACCUGUAGGUUUCAUACCUGAAACAGCUUCUUCUAGAGGAGUUAGUGUAGCAAGUGUGUCAUUUACCUUUAUUGGAAGUGGCAUUAUGGACAUAUUAGGACGUAUAAUCUUUGGAAUUAUAUCACAUAGGUAUUCAUUCUAUGUAUGUAAAAUAUGGAGCGCAUGUCUGGCAGGAUUUGGUCUGUCAAUGCUGAUUGUUCCAUUUUCCAACCAAUUAUAUCAGUUUGUUCUAUUCAACUUAUUAAAUGGUUUGCUGAAUGGUGGUGUGAAUCUAGGAUAUGCCUUGGCAAUUAAAAACAUAACAGAACCACAGUAUUAUAGUCGUGGAAUAAGUAUGUCUUUGGUUAUGCAGGGUCUUGGAUUACUUGCAGGAAAUCCAUUAGCAGCGUAUCUACAAGAAGUAACUGGUAAUGGGAAUACACCUUAUUACUUCGGCACCAUUAUUUUCAUCAUGACAGCUUUAGUUUUAUUACCGUUUUCCGGGUCUAUACAACGUGAAGAGAAAACAAUUGAGAUCAAAGUAUCAAAACACCAGAUUAGUCAAAAUUACAAUAAAACUUAAAAGCAGUAAUUGUUCAUGUUAUUCCAUAUUCAAUACCAUUUAUUGAACUAUAUAUUUAUAUAUAUAUAUACAAAUGCUAUAACCAAAUAUUAUGAUGCAAUUUCAAUGACAGAUUUUUCUUUUUAUAUAUAAUAAUGAAACUGAUCUUUUAUUUCUGCAUAUCAAAAUAUACGACAGUAAUGUCAAUGAACCAUCA